AUGCCCUACCUCACCCGCGCCAACACGCGCCUCUACUACGCCACCCACGGCACGACCGGCCCACCCCUCCUCCUAACCCACGGCUUCUCCAGCACCUCGGACAUGUGGGCCGAGCAAAUCGCGCCCCUCUCCGCCCACCACCGCCUCAUCCUCUGGGACAUGCGCGGCCACGGCCAAUCCGACUACCCCGUUGACUCCACGGCCUACAGCGAAGACCAAACCGUGCACGACAUGCUCUUCCUGCUCGACACCCUGGCCCCAGACUGGCCCCGCGCCAUCGUCGGCGGCCUCUCCCUCGGCGGCUACAUGUCCCUGGCCUUCUACCUCCGCUUCCCCACCCGCGUCAGCAAGCUGCUCAUUAUCGACACGGGGCCAGGCUUCAAAUCCGCCGACGCCCGCGCCGCCUGGAACCAGACCGCGCACGCGACGGCGCAGCGCUUCGAGCGUGAGGGCCUCGCCGUGCUGCGGGACGCGAGCCCGGAGCGCGCGCGCGUCACGACGCACCGCAAUGCCGAGGGGCUGGCGCGCGCGGCGCGCGGCAUGCUGGCGCAGCGGGAUGACCGGGUCAUUCGGGGUCUGGAGCGGGUGAAGGUGCCGAGUUUGGUGGUGGUGGGGAGUGAGGAUCGGCCGUUCCUGGCGGCGAGUGAGUAUAUGCACAAGAAGAUUGGGGGGAGUAGGAAGGUGGUGAUUCCGCGGGCGGGGCAUGCGGCGAAUAUUGAUAAUCCGGAGGACUUUAAUCGGGCGCUGUUGGAGUUCUUGGGAGAGGGAGAUGGGGAGAAGGCGAAGCUGUGA
Molecule: messenger RNA, 792 nt
Organism: Cyphellophora europaea CBS 101466
Lineage: Eukaryota; Fungi; Ascomycota; Eurotiomycetes; Chaetothyriales; Cyphellophoraceae
Exons: 1
Coding region: 1-792 (263 amino acids)
Source: RefSeq, a predicted model, not a curated record